AUGGACUCGACAUCCCCUCCCCUCGCUUUUUUCCCCUCCGCCGCUGCCUCUUUCCAUCCUGCCCCCUAUGCUCCCUCCGCCGCCGCCUCCUCCUCAAGGCCUCCUCCCCGCUCACAUCUUCGCAGCGACUCUCUCGCAGUGCCCCCGCUUGGCAUGGACCCUUUGCCCUCUGACCCAGGUGUUCUUUUUAUUCAUCCUCCUUUCACCACUUUUCCGGGGUCAGACAAGUGUCCAGAUGGUUUGACCUUCAAUACUCUCGCCGAGAACAGCGAGUGGUUUCUCGACCCCCGCGAUUUCAUCACUGCAGCUAGUGCCCCAACCCCCAAUCAGAUCCCUUAUCCGCCCCAUUUAGAGCCCCCUCGUGGCUGGUGUCCAGCUAAGAAAAAGGAUCUCAGGGAUCGUGGUUCAGAGGGCUGGCCAGAGGGCGAGGAGCCCCGCCUUCGAUGCACUUUCUGCAGGCGCACCUAUGCAGGUGUCAAUGCGAAGAGUAUGUGGCGCCGCCAUGUUUUCGAAAAGCACAAGAUUGCGAUGGCCAAUCGCAGGGAUGGCAACGUCGACCGUCCAAGAGGUCGAGGUUCUGGCAAGGAGAACCGUCAAGCUUCCAAGUCUCGCGAUGAGUCUCAUGACAGUCUUGUCACCAUGGUUGUAGCCCCCCAAACCGCCCCCGAGAAUGUCUCCUCCAAGUCUCGUUUCCGGAGCACAAAUGCCCGACCUGUCCUUCAGGCAUCCAAUAAACGCGGACGUGACCGUGAGACCAAGAAAGAUAAAGAAGAAGAUCCCCCUGCAUCUUUGCCAUCUCAACCCUCACAGCAAGAAACUUCGGACCAGAGCGAGUCUGAGAGCGAUUCCGAGCCCCCUGCUGCAUCCGCAAUAGUUAGUCCUCCACUGACACCUCACCCUGAUACUUCAUCGGACCCACUCAACGUUGCUCAUCCGAGCUCUGACGCGCUUGUGCCCAACUCUCCUACUUUCAUUCCGACAAGGAUACCAGAAUCACCAUAUAAUCCCCUCCAGACGCCCUCAUUUCGUCAUUCUCCUCCUCGCCUUCCCUCAGAACAGCCAUGGCGAUUUCCCAGUCCAAGUCAUCCAUUACAUGCUACUCGCGACAUUUCCCUCACUAUGGUUGCCUUACCACUGGCUAGCCCUAUCAAGGGCUUCACUACCAGCAGUCCUUCGACCAUGUUGGCCUUAAAUUCUUCUCCGAUAUCGAGUCCAUCAAAAGUAUUAUCCCAGUCCUUUGGUUUUGAGACCCCGGCUCGAUCGACUGCGUCAUUCGCCAAAAUCGUCAAACGACCCCAGUUUGUGAAAAACCAAAUGUCUUCUCCCUUGUCGUCUGUCACGACUUUAUCUCAUGCGACCAAAGAAUGCCUUCCAGUGUCCUCGCCGUUCAAAAGACCCAUGGCAACCCCUCAUAAACGCCACUCUUCAGAGUAUUCUGAUUCUUGGUUCGCCGAUAGUUCUUUGACCUCGACCUCGGGCUCGUCGCUCUCAAAAUCUGUGACUGAAGACAUUUUUUCUGUCUAUGAUUCGUGGCCAACUAUCUACGGAAACCAUAGUCCUAUACUUCGCAGCGGCCCAUUACCUCCUCUCGACAGAUUGAGUUUUGGACUUUUGGAACCAUUUGGGUUCAACAAGGAUGAUGAACUCGAUACAGAUUUCAGUUCCCUUUCUUCUGAUCUCGAAGAACCACCUAAAGGAAAAAGAUCCGCCAUGAACGCUAACGUCGAAACUUCGACCAAUGCAUCACCCCCUCUUAAGAAAAGAAGGAUGUCUCAAGAAACCUCCAACACCACCUAG
Molecule: messenger RNA, 1797 nt
Organism: Psilocybe cubensis
Lineage: Eukaryota; Fungi; Basidiomycota; Agaricomycetes; Agaricales; Agrocybaceae
Exons: 2
Coding region: 1-1797 (598 amino acids)
Source: RefSeq, a predicted model, not a curated record